GUUCUAUAUCGCAGAAAAAAUUGUAUAGAAAUAGAAUAAAAAAAUCUUAAUUAUAUUUUUAGCUUUACCUGGCCCCCCUUGAAACAAAUUCCUGGUUCUGCUACUGGCCCUCAGUGGUGAGGAAUUGUUCAAAUCCCUUUUAGAGACAUCUGUUAUUGUCUCCCCCACCAUCGCCCUCUAGGCCACCGUUGAGGGUUCCUUGGCUGGUCUCGGAACAAAUGAAACCUUUGCCAACGAGUUUGCCAGGCUCCCGCCGGUGGAGGGGCCUAGAGCACCAACCUCUCUAAUUCUCCACAUUGGUUGGGUCCUUGGCCUCCAUCCGUUUCCCUCCAUCUCUUCGGGUAUGAAAAUAAAACUAUGCCUGUUGCCAACCCCAUAUACCACUACCGCCAAGUAAUGACCAUGAGCAUUUGAACAUCGCUGUGCUAUGAAGCUGCAAUUUCCUUCCCUUGCCGUGGUGUAGAAGUGCCUUUUUUUUCACCUUUAGAAAGCCCUCUAGUGAUUUAGCAAAUCACUGCAUUGUGGACAACCCCAUCCUCAGCUCAUUCACCACCUUCCAGCUUCUCUUGAUUACUAGCAAGAGGCUGCCAUCCUUUGCUAAUGAAAAACUUUUGAUUCUAUCACUAAAUGUUUUUAUAACCCGAUUCUAUCAGUCACUAGACUCACCCUAACAAACACAACACUCAACCGUAACCUCGCCAUUAAAAACCACCAAGCAUCAUCGGAGAAAAUAUUUUCCUCAUCUGAGUUAUGGAUGUACGGAGAGAAUAUAAUAGACACACACACACACAGACUGCCUCUUUUCUUAUUUUGAAUAUAUUCUUUGACUUAAUCCUUUUUUCCGUGACAUCAAGAAGUCAAUAACCAUAUCAUCAUUAGCCAGAGGUGCAUUGGGAGAUCGUCGAGGAUCACUUGAGUUGUGGAAUAUUCUAUAUGAAUUUACAUUCUACUGGGGGCAAUGGCAUCCAAGAAUGAUGGGUUUUCUCUGUCUUCUGGAGAUUUUCCUACACUGGGUUCAGAGAAAGAUAAUUCUGGCAGGAACAUUGACUCACAAGACCACAGUUCUCAUGGCCGACCUGUCUCAUCUUCUGGUGGAGUAGCAUUGCCGAAAGAGGGGAACGGGGCUUCUAUAGUUGGUGAUGUUUCUGUAGAUGCAAAUGUGAAAAGUGGUAAUGCAAAUUCUUGGAGAAGAGAUAAGUGUGAGGACGCCGUCCCGUCUGGUGUGGAGAAGUGGCAGACUGAUCCCCAACCGUACCCUAAUCCUAGUAUUCCUCAUCAUUUUGAAGCUUGGCAUGGUCCUCCAGUAACUAAUCCUCCAGGUGGUGUUUGGUUCAGAGGACCUCCAGGAGGUCAUCCAUACGGACCUCCUGUUGGUCCUGGUGCAUUUCCCAUGGAACCAUUUCCUUAUUAUCGUCCUCAAAUGCCAGCUACUACUCUUGCCAAUCCACAGCCAGGGCCCCCACCUGGUGGUGGACCAAGGGGACACCAUCCUAAUAAUGGAGAUUUGUACAGACCUCAUAUGACAGAUGCCUAUAUUCGGCCAGGUAUGCCAAUCAGGCCUGGCUUUUACCCUGGUCCAGUUGCAUACGAGGGUUAUUACGGUGGUCCGAUGGGAUACUGCAAUUCAAAUGACCGAGAUGUUCCAUUUAUGGGAAUGGCAAGUGGCCCCCCAGUUUAUAAUAGGUACUCGACCCAAAAUGCUCCUGAGCCUAGCAGUUCACAGGGAAGAUCUGGUGGAUAUGGUUCUGCUGGCAAAACAAUGGUUCCAGAACACAUGGAAUCUGGUCGUCCUCAUGAUACACGAGGACCAUACAAAGUUCUUCUGAAGCAGCAGAAUGGUUGGGAUGGGAGGAAUAAAGAGAGAAAAUGGGAGGGUACAAUUUCCACUGAUGCUGCAUAUAUUGAGAAGGCAGACCAACCAGGAAUGUCUUCAUGGGAGAAUGACUGGAGGUCAGAUUACAGAAAUGAUGUGGAAAUCAGUUUAAGACAGAUGACACCCAGUCAAGAAAUUUCUAGUCAGACUUGUGAUGACCGACGCUCUUCUGUACCUGUCAAAGUCAACUCCCCCAAAAGUGUGGGAAAUAUGAAGGUAAGUGAUGACAUUCCAGCAAGUAAUUUGGAAUGUGCAUCCUCUGGUUCACCAGAAAUUCCAGGUUCUGUUUCAGCUGUUCCAAAAGAUUCCACUCUGAUUAAGAAAAUUGAAGGACUAAAUGCAAAAGCUCGGGCUGCUGACGGACAACAUAAUAUUGCAUCUGUUUCUAGUUGGGAGGGGCAAAAGAAAAAAUUUUCGGUUCAUAAUGCCAAGGCUAGCCAUCCUGCAGAUGAAGGUGGUAGGGGUUUUGUGUAUGCUGAGAGAAUCCAUGCCACUGGAAUCACAAAUCCUGCCUCUCGUGAAACUGGUGUUUCUGUUGGAGAUAAGAGCCUUGAAUCUAUGGCUGCUGGUGGAACAACCAUCUCCAGAUCUAUCCAUGAUAUGCAAGGCAGAGGGGGUAAUCAUGGUAAGGGAGGGCACAAUGGCCUGGAGGUUGAUGGGUGGCGGAAAAAGGCUCAAGUGAUGGAGACUAGUGUUGUAUCAGCUUCACGGUCCGACACUAAUUCUACCGUUUUUGUUCAUGACCACCAUACAUCUUUUGAGGCUUCUAAAAAGUCUCUGCAGUUCCCUCGAGCAAGGGAAGAGAGAGAAUCUGCUCCUCCUGUGUUUGAUCCAAGUGAUAAUCAGGCACAGCAUACUAAGUUGAGAGAACUUGAGCAACGUGCCAAACAACUAAGGGAGGAGGAGGAGGAAGAACGGACAAGAAAGCAAAUGGCCAAGGUUCCUGUGUUUGAUCCAAGUGAUAAUCAGGCACAGCAUACUAAGUUGAGAGAGCUUGAGCAACGUGCCAAACAACUAAGGGAGGAGGAGGAAGAACGGACAAGAAAGCAAAUGGCCAAGGCUCCUGUGUUUGAUCCAAGUGAUAAUCAGGCACAGCAUACUAAGUUGAGAGAGCUUGAGCAACGUGCCAAACAACUAAGGGAGGAGGAGGAAGAACGGACAAGGAAGCAAAUGGCCAAGGCUCGUGCAAAACUGGAGGAUUUGGAUAGGCGUAAGCAAUCAAUGAAAGGGCCAACUCAGAAGUCAGAAGCUUCAAGUGAUGCCAUGCAGAGUAGCGAGGGCAGUACCAGCAGAGUUGUACAAUCCCCUGAUUUGUCCAGUGAACUACCUCCGGAGAAACCUAAGAGUGUUAACAAGGAAUUUGUAGUGCAGAAUCAAUCCGUGUCAUUUCAGCAUGGUGCUGAUAGUGCUGAUGUUACUCGUCAUAAUAAUGCUCCCCACAUUCAGGAUGGUGAUGCCCCAAGGCAGAAGCGUAAUGGCUACAGAGAAAAGCAGAGUCUGGAAAAGAACUCUAAUGUAAAGUCAAUUUCUACAAGCAAUAACGAGGCACCAAAAAACCAUACUGAUGCAUCGGGUAAGAUCACAGUGUCAGUUGGUGAAGUUGCCAUUGAAAUUGCCCCAAGCUGCCAGUCAAACUUGCCUCUGAACUCAAAUGCAGUGCCUGGGUCCUCAAGCUUUCCUAUGAAUGCAAAUGCAAUGACAGAGUCGUCUGUUUCACAGAGAAAGAAGAAUAACAAGGGUGGCAAGAACAAGCACAAAGUGGAGGUAGCAUCAUCUGUAGCUACUUCACAAUCAUUAGAAGCAAAAGAACCAAAUCUUGUGAAUGCUUCUCUUGAACUUGGCAAGCCAAUUGUUUUUCAGACUGAAUUGGAUUCUAACUCAGUUCAGUCAGUAACCAUUUCGAAGGAUGAAAAUCAGUUAUUUGAGCAUCAGUCAUCUUUACCAUCGGAAGAUUCGCAUGGUAGAGCGAAUAGCCAGUGGAAAGCUCAGCAUUCUCGUAGGAUGUCAAAAAACUCACAACUUAAUAGAUCAGCAGAGAAAUUCCAUGGGGAUGCUGUCUGGGCACCCGUAGGGUCACAAAACAAAGCUGAUGCAGAUGAAGCCAGUCAUAAAAAUGUAGUUGAAGCCAUUACUCCAUUCAUGAAGAUUGAUCAUCAAGCGCAGGGAAACCCCAAAAAUAAGAGGGCAGAAAUUGAGAGAUAUAUACCAAAGCCUGUAGCGAAGGAAAUGGCUCAGCAAGGAAGCAUUCAACAACUGGUGGCAUCUUCAGGCAAUCAGACUACAUCAGACGAGGUCAUUGAGGGAGCAGAUUCUUCUCCAGGCACCAAAAAUAGUCAACCUGCUGGCUCAGCUGUGGGAAAAGUGGGGCUUGCCUUUGAGUCCCGGAAUAGGGAUGGUAGACAGAAUAAGCAGGGAAGAGCGCAUGGGUCAUGGCGGCAACGAGGUUCAACAGAGUUGGUUGGUGUGCAGAGUUUGCAAGAUGGACCUUCAUACCCUGGUCAAAAUGUUCAAAACCCUGUCAAGGAUUACCAAACUCAGAAGCUGGAUGUAGGUUUGGUGAAAGAGCAACAAACAUAUUCUGAUGAAUGGAAUGCCCCUGAUGGUGGGAACAUUCCCGACAAUUCUGAUUCUGUUGCACACGUUGCAGUUACUGCCAUAACAGAUCAGGGAGUGACAGGCAGAGCAAAACGCCUUCCACUCAAGGGGCAUAAAGGUAUGGGGAAUAAUAAUGGUCUUGAUCAGAAGGAAUGUAGUAGUGGCGACGCGGACAAAAUUGAUACCCAAUCUUCCUCCCUUGAGAUGAGUCACAUACACUUGCCUACCACUUCGAAAGAUAAUCGAGGUACUGGGGAACGCUCAACAGCUCAUUGGCAACCCAAAUCUCAAACAUUUCCUGCUAAUAGUCAAGGAAGCAGAACCAAUAGUGUUCGAAGUGGAGGUCCUGGAGUUGUUUGGACUAACAAAAAGGAGUCUACUCCCCAGGGUGCUACUGUACCACUAACACCACUACACGACAAGAGAACUGGUGAAGGUGUGUCCCCACCUUGCCACGAUCAAUUUCCCUCUAAAAAAGUUGAUGCAGAAGAAGCAUUAGGUGCUGGAGGGCAUCGAGAGGCUAAAAGAGGGAAAAAAGUAGGUUCCCUCAAGGGACGUCCCCACUCCCCGAACCUAGUUCCUGUCAGCCCAGUUGAACAAGCUCCUGGAAGUAUGGAUGUUAGACAAGAGCAACGGUCAUCAUCUGGAUUCCGGAAGAGUGGAAACCAAAAUAAUAACCGUUUCAGCAGGUUGCAUGAAUCUCGUGGAGAUUGGAACUCAUCUGGGCAUGAUAGCAAACAUAAUAACCCAUCCUCAAACUGGGACAGACAGAGGCCCAAUUCACAUUACGAGUACCAGCCAGUUGGCCCGGACAACAAUAACAAAUCAAACAUUGCCGAGGGACCUAAAGAUGGAAUCCCUAAUACAGGUCCAAGGUUCAGGGAGAGGGGUCAGAAUCACUCGAGGCAUGGUGGGGGGAGGUUCUAUGGACGUCAAGGUGGCACUGAUAGGGUAGAUGCCGACUACGAGUAGUGGGAACAUAAAUUCUGCAGUGGUUUUUGUUUGGUGAUAAACGACUCAACUCAGCAGUGUCUGGAUCCAUGAUGUUUUCAGUCAAUUAUCAAUUCAUGGCUUGUGUACGUUGAGCAGGGCUUGGAGACAAGGUGAUGACGAUGGGGCAAAAUAUUCUUGAGAUGGUGGUACUACUCGCAUUUGGUUAAAUCUUUCUCAUACUUUUGAAAAUAUAUCUUAUCUACCCAUUGUAACUUGGUCACACGGUUGGUUUGCCGUGGAACCAUUGAUACCUUUCUUUUAAGCCCUGUAUUGUAGUGACCGUUUAUAUUGUUGAUAUGGAACGCCAUAAAGGAAUGAAGUGAGGUUUUCUGGUUC
Carya illinoinensis is the source of this 5797-nucleotide messenger RNA. RefSeq names its product protein MODIFIER OF SNC1 1-like. The transcript is spliced from 9 exons. Gene Ontology annotation, biological process: epigenetic regulation of gene expression. The record is from RefSeq and is a predicted model, not a curated record. The coding region runs from base 959 to 5440 and encodes 1493 amino acids. NCBI's taxonomy places the organism in Eukaryota, Viridiplantae, Streptophyta, Magnoliopsida, Fagales, Juglandaceae.